Messenger RNA from Fusarium keratoplasticum, 555 nucleotides. RefSeq lists its product as uncharacterized. NCBI's taxonomy places the organism in Eukaryota, Fungi, Ascomycota, Sordariomycetes, Hypocreales, Nectriaceae. The transcript has 4 exons. Bases 1 to 555 code for a protein of 184 amino acids. The record is from RefSeq and is a predicted model, not a curated record.
AUGCCCGGAAUCCCUCUCCACGCCCUCGACAACCUCAAGGCCAAGCUCAAGGCUGCCUUCAAGAAGAAGGGUGAGAAGGAGCCUGCUGCUGAGAACAAGCCCGCCGAGAGCAAGCCUACCGAGACCACCACCGAGCCCACCAAGACUGAGGCCGCUGCUCCCCCAGCCCCAGCCACUGAGCCCGCCGCCCCCGUUACUGAGCCUCCCAAGGAGGAGGCCAAGCCUGAGGCCGAGACAAAGCCGGAGGCUCCUGCUGCUGCUACCGACGCUGCCAAGACAGAGGAGGCUGCUCCUGCACCUGCCACUGAACCUGCUGCUCCGGCCGCUGCCCCGACCACCGAAGCCGCUCCCGCUGCCGAGCCCGCCAAGACGGAGCCCGCCCCAGUCGCUGCCCCCGCCGCUGCUCCGGCCGUUGAGACUCCCGCUCCCGCUCCCGCUGCCGUCCCCGCUCCUGCUCCUGCUCCUACCGAGCCUGCUCCCGCUGAGGCCCCCAAGGAGGAGAAGAAGGAUGCCGACCCCCCAGCUCCCGCUCCCGCUCCUGCUGCCGCCUCUUAA